Messenger RNA from Zerene cesonia (dogface butterfly), 1827 nucleotides. RefSeq lists its product as uncharacterized. NCBI's taxonomy places the organism in Eukaryota, Metazoa, Arthropoda, Insecta, Lepidoptera, Pieridae. Bases 1450 to 1791 code for a protein of 113 amino acids. The transcript has 3 exons. The record is from RefSeq and is a predicted model, not a curated record.
ACUAUUUACGGGCUGGUCACGUGAUUAAGAACGGUUUAUAAUUUAUACGUUUAUUCAAAUUUAAGAAGAACACUCAAUCGAUUUGCAGUUAUAAGAUACUGUAUGUGUAAUUUAGUGCUGUAAAAGCUUAAAGUGAUUACUUUCUUUUGAAAUAUAAUGGGAAUAAUAAAAGUUGUGAUAAAUCUACAAGGGAAGUAAUAAUUAAACUUCGCCGGAAAGAAUGGUCUUAUAAAAAAAUAGCCGACCAUUUGCAAUGAUCAAAAACGAUGGUUUUCGAAAGCGUUUUGCAACGUAUCAAGCUUCUUCGAAUAAUCCAGGUAUAUCUGACAGUCAAAUACAACUCAUCGAGAUGACCGAAACAUCUUUCGUAUGGCAAAACAAAAGCCUUUUUAAGGGUCAAACUAGCUGAAAGAAGAAUAUUUUGGUGAUAAUUACCCUUCAGAAAUCUCAGCACGAAAGGAUAGCAAGGAAGGUACCCAUGUCGAAACUUUGCGACUGCCGAGCCGAGCCCAGCUUGCAUUUGGGAGAAAGUAUGAAAAGCUGGAUUGCGCGACAAUGGAUGGAUGUAUUUUUUUCUACCGAAACGAAAAUUAACAGAAUAAGUUCUGAUAUACUACGAUAUAUACGAUGUCCUCGGAAUACGGCAUUCGACCAUAAGUACAAUAAUGUUACAUUAAAGGUGGAAACGUGAAAAUUUGGGCGUGCUUUUCUGAACACGGUGUUGGAAUUGUAAAGUUGAAAGAAGGUAACAUGGAUCAAUUGCAAUUCAAAAAUAUACUUUUAGACACAAUGUUACCUUAUACUUAAGACGUUGUAUUGGUUUUUUCGUUAUUUCAACACGACAAUAAAUCAAAGCACACUGCACGCACGUAAGGAAAUUUCUUGCAGCGUAAUCAGUUUCUGUCUUAGACUGGCCAUUUAAGAGCCCAGACCUAAACCCAAUGGAGUAUCUAAAGGUCAAAUACACAGUGCGGCAAUUUAAGAAAGCCCUAAAAGGUUUUUUUAGAUGAAUGGAAAUCUAUUUCUCUAGCCACAUGUCAAAAAUUAAUAGAAUCAAUGACUCCGAAUAUAGAAUCAAUGACCGUGUAAAGCAGGAAUUAAAAUGUUAUUACCUUCAAUUUUAUUUAAAAAUGUAUGAAAUUUUUUCUUAAAUGUUUCACCUUACAUAUUAUUGUGAUUUAUUUAAGUGUAAAUGUUGUAAAGUGUUUAAUAAAUCGUUCUUAAUUAUAUGCCCAGCUUCAGUACUAUUAGAAUGUGUUGCUUUGGUACUCGUAAAAUAAAUUAAAUUUUAGGAAAAUAGUUCAAACUAUUUUUUAUUUAUUCCUAGGCCACGUUGCUGUAUUCAUGUGGCUAUUUUAUGACAUGAAGUUGAUUCUCAGAAGGUAUACAUCUCUGCAUAUGACAUUAUUUAAAUAAAAACUUCUAGAAUUUCAAAUCGUUCUUAAUUAUAUGACCACACCUGUAUAUAUUUUAUUCUUACUGUGCAUAUCUAUUAGACGAGGUGUAGUGUCUGGUGAUGGUCGCGAUGAACUACCGCCGAGCUUCGCUCAGGCUCUUGCCGCUCAGUCGCUCAGCGCGCAGCCGCUCAGUGCGCAGCCGCUCAGCGCGCAGGCGCUCAGUGCACCACCGCACUCGCCGGCUGCCGCCGCACGAGCAUUGCAGCCCUUCACAAAUCAUUCACACGGUUCGAUGUCCGGCAGCUACACGAACCUUUUCGAAGUGAGCGAGAACGCGCGGCACGCCUACAUGAACUGCUCGCUCGAUCUCGACCCCGUGCCCCUUCAAGAUUAACUCUGUCGCCUCCGCAGACGUGUGCGUGAGCGGCGC